This is a messenger RNA of Ambispora leptoticha, 447 nucleotides long. The record is from the annotation of a GenBank genome assembly. NCBI's taxonomy places the organism in Eukaryota, Fungi, Glomeromycota, Glomeromycetes, Archaeosporales, Ambisporaceae.
AUGACUAAGGCAAGGUUUCGGUGGGGGAAGUUGGAGUUAAAAAAUUUGCUUCGCGACCAAAAAAGGCUGGAAAAUAAGUUGAAAAUUAGAGAAAAAAAGUUAGCAAGUGCUAGUCGGCAAUUAACGAUCGACCAAAAGAAAAAUGAGGCAAAGGAAAAAAAAAUACAACAGGAAGAAAAGAGAAUAGGUGAAUUCGCUAAUCAAUUGUUUCGCAAGGAAGAGUUAUUCACUCAACAGUUGGAGUUAAGUUCUAAAAAGGAAAAGCAAGUUCAGGAGGAGAUGGAAAGACUUAAUCAAAUAAAAAAACAGUUAGUGGAUGGAUUAGGAAAAAUAAUUCCAAUGAGCAAAGAAGAAGCCAAGAAAAAUCUUUUAGUUUUGUUAAAAAAAGAAGUUGAUAGAGAGUUAGAAAGGUAUAAAGAGGAAGAAAUUAGACGGGUGGAAAGAGGA